AUGAACAGUGGAACCACUCAAUAUGAGUGGGCGAAGACAAUUCCCUGCAGAAAUAUCAAAAUUCACGGAUAUUGCAAGUGGGAGAAGAAAGGCUGUUCCUUUAACCAUGAUGAUCCUUCAAGGAAACCUAAUUCAGAGACAACGCCGGUUUCCGAACCCACGUCGGCGUCUACCACGUUCUCCGCAGAAAGCGUGCCUAUUAUUAAGACCAAUAGUGGCCAAGUAAAGACCCCUGUUCCUAAUUCGUCUCCGUUGGCCUCACAUUCGGAAACAGCCGAUACUGGAGCUCGCAAGAAGUUCAACUUCGACACCCCUUCAUUCACCCCCACCGGCUCCAUGGUUUCCAAAUUCGCAGACCUCUCCUCCAAAUUGAGCGACAUCCCUGCUUUCUCCCCCUCUUCUGCCACCGCAGUGCCUGCCUCUUCAGGUCUUCCCUUUGAUCCUGAAAGCGCUCCAAUUUUCACACCUGGACUCCAGUCGGAAGCAGAACCGUUUUUCCAACAAACUAAUCCGUUUCCCAUCAAUUACCACUUGUAUGCCGGCCAGCCACCGCCCCACAUCCACCAUCAUCUCAAGCCUCACGAGAAGACCGUCUCAGAUUUGUUCAUCCCUAAUAAUUUGAGAGAAGAAAUACAGCGGAAAAACGAAGAGUCUCUGCGUUCCAUUUCCGUUGCGCAGUCAGGUUUGCCAAUUCAUGUCAACCAAUACCACAGUCUUUGUCCAAUUGACCAGAAAUUUGAAACCAGUGCAAAGUCCUUUGGAUAUGUUUCUUCUGUCUACAAAGCGAUGUCCAAUUUGGAUGGUAAACUGUACACUAUGAGAAGAUUAGAAAAUGUUCCAAUAACAUCAGAAGCUUGUUUCCGGUCUGUGAGCAAAUGGAAGUCGCUGAACUGUGCAAACGUGGUAAAACUCUAUGAAGUCAUGACUACCCGUGCUUUUGACGACAACUCUCUUGUUUUGGUCUACGAUUACUACCCAAUGUCUCUAAACCUGCUGGAAGCGCAUUUUUUCAAGAUAGGCGAGAAAGAUCCUGAACUUAUUACCGAGCCUUUAUUAUGGAGCUAUUUGAUCCAACUCACAAAUGCCCUGAGCGAGGUACACAAAGCCGGUCUUGCGGUCAGAAUCUUUGACCCAACAAAGAUCAUAGUUACAAACAAAGGCAGAAUAAGGCUAUCUGCUUGUGGAGUGUACGACAUCUUGGAGGCUGCUACCAAAGAAUCCCCUAAAGACACCCUUGAGGAUUUGCAAAAAGGAGACCUGCAAGGAAUGGGAAUGCUUCUACUUGAUCUGGCCAAGUCAUUGGUCUUCUCCAAGGUUCAAAACUUGGGCGUCACGGAAACCAUUCCGAAAUUGACGGUGUCAGACAAAUUCAAAGACGUUUUGCGGAAACUCACGACACAGGACAUAUCCGUUGCACAAUUACAGCAAAUCAUCGCACCGGAGAUUCUCUUGUUCACUAAUGGAUUACAAGACUCUGCAGAUUACAUGGAGGCAUGUCUAUCACGCGAAGUCGAAAAUGCACGGCUGGUUCGUCUUUUCGCAAAGCUCGAUUCUAUCUGCGACCGCCCAGAAUUCAUCAAGGAUGGCUCGUGGUCUGAAACCGGCGAGCGGUAUCCGAUCAAAUUGUUCCGCGACUACGUUUUCCACCAGGUGGAUGAGACAGGAAAGCCUGUCUUGGACCUCACUCACGUGGUGAAUUGUCUGAAUAAGCUCGAUGCUGGCGUCAAGGAGACCAUUCUUCUUGUUUCUCCGGACGAAAUGAGCUGUCUUAUUGUCAGCUACGAAACUCUUCGAGAUCUGGUGGAAAAAAGUUUCCGACAGCUGCGCUCUUGA
This is a messenger RNA of Ogataea philodendri, 1833 nucleotides long. RefSeq lists its product as uncharacterized. NCBI's taxonomy places the organism in Eukaryota, Fungi, Ascomycota, Pichiomycetes, Pichiales, Pichiaceae. Gene Ontology annotation, molecular function: ATP binding; protein kinase activity; poly(A) binding. The transcript has a single exon. Gene Ontology annotation, biological process: mRNA processing; protein phosphorylation; nuclear-transcribed mRNA poly(A) tail shortening. The coding region runs from base 1 to 1833 and encodes 610 amino acids. Gene Ontology annotation, cellular component: PAN complex; P-body. The record is from RefSeq and is a predicted model, not a curated record.